Marmota monax (woodchuck) is the source of this 972-nucleotide messenger RNA. RefSeq names its product olfactory receptor 52N2-like. The record is from RefSeq and is a predicted model, not a curated record. Gene Ontology annotation, molecular function: olfactory receptor activity; G protein-coupled receptor activity. Gene Ontology annotation, biological process: G protein-coupled receptor signaling pathway. NCBI's taxonomy places the organism in Eukaryota, Metazoa, Chordata, Mammalia, Rodentia, Sciuridae. Gene Ontology annotation, cellular component: membrane. The transcript has a single exon. Bases 1 to 972 code for a protein of 323 amino acids.
AUGUCUGGAGCCAACAGUUCCAGCCUGACACCAGGAUACUUUAUCUUUCAUGGUGUUCCUGGGCUGGAAGCUGCACACAUCUGGAUCUCCCUGCCAUUCUGCCUCAUGUACAUCAUUGCUCUUGUGGGGAAUGUGGGACUCAUCUACCUCAUCAGUCAUGAGGAGGCCCUGCAUCAACCCAUGUACUACUUCCUGGCCCUGCUGGCCUCCACUGAUGUCACCUUGUGCACCACCACUGUGCCCAACAUGCUAUGUAUAUUCUGGUUCAACCUUAAGGAGAUAGACUUUAAUGCCUGCCUGGUUCAGAUGUUUUUGGUCCACAUGUUGACUGAGAUGGAGUCUGGUGUUCUCAUGCUCAUGGCCCUGGACCGCUAUGUGGCCAUCUGCUACCCCUUAUGCUAUGCCACCAUCCUCACCAACCCUGUCAUCGCCAAGGCUGGUUUUGCCACUUUCUUAAGGAGUGUGAUACUCAUCAUCCCAUUCACUUUUCUCACCAAACGCCUGCCUUAUUGCCAAGGCCACCUCAUCCCCCACACCUACUGCGACCACAUGUCUGUGGCCAAGGUAUCCUGUGGCAAUGUCAAGAUCAAUGCUAUCUAUGGGCUUUUGGCAGCCAUUUUGAUUGGGGGCUUCGAUAUGUUUUGUAUCUCUGUGUCUUAUACUAUGAUCUUGCGAACAGUGGUGAGUUUGUCAUCUGUAAAUGCUUGUCACAAGGUUUUUGGCACCUGUACCUCCCACCUAGGUGCUAUAGUCAUCACAUAUGUUCCAGCAUUAUUUAGCAUUUUUACUCAUCGUUUUGGAGGAAAAAGUAUUCCCCACCAUGUACACAUCCUUAUUGCCAAUCUCUAUCUGAUAUGUCCUCCCACUCUGAAUCCCAUUGUCUAUGGAGUAAAGACCAAGCAGAUCCGUGAAGGAGUGAUCAAGCUAUUUUGCAAAAAGAAAGAUGCCUUAGAUAUAAAACAGAGUCAAUAA